Molecule: messenger RNA, 1086 nt
Organism: Colletotrichum abscissum
Lineage: Eukaryota; Fungi; Ascomycota; Sordariomycetes; Glomerellales; Glomerellaceae
Product: RNA recognition domain-containing protein
Exons: 2
Coding region: 1-1086 (361 amino acids)
Biological process (GO): positive regulation of mRNA splicing, via spliceosome
Cellular component (GO): U2 snRNP; U12-type spliceosomal complex; nucleolus
Molecular function (GO): RNA binding
Source: RefSeq, a predicted model, not a curated record
AUGGCACAAAACAGGCAUUGGGAACAAGACAAAGAUGCGACCAUCUACAUCGGAAACAUUGACGAGCGCGCGACCCCGGCGAUGGUGUACGAAGUCAUGCUCCAGAUGGGCCCCAUCCACAACAUCCACAUGCCCCGCGACCGCGUCACCCAGAACCACCAGGGCUUCGGCUUCGUCGAGUUUCGGACGCCGGGCGACGCAGAGUACGCCGCCAACGUCAUGAACGGCAUCAAGCUCUACGGCAAGUCCCUGCGCGUCAACAAGGCCAGCGCGGACAAGCAGAAGCAGGCAGAGGUCGGCGCGGAGCUCUUCGUGGGCAACCUGGACAGCAUGGUGGACGAGAAGAUCCUCUACGACACCUUUUCGCGUUUCGGCCCGCUCGUCAACUUGCCCAAGGUCGCGCGAGAGGACAGCGGCAACUCAAAGGGCUUCGGAUUCAUCUCCUACGCCGACUUCGAGAGCGCCGACGCGGCGAUUGCCAACUUGCACAUGCAGUACAUCCUCAGCAAGGAGGUCUCGGUCCAGUAUGCGUUCAAGAAGGACGGCAAGGGCGAGCGCCACGGUGACGCUGCGGAGCGUGAGCUCGCCGCGCAGGCCAAGAAGAGGAACAUCGUCCCAGAGAUCCAGGCCGUACCGCCCGCUUUCCUCAACGGCCCGCCCCCAGCCGCUGCGCCGACUGCCCCUGCCGGAUUCGACCCCUCAAACGGCCUGCCGGUCCAGGUCCCAAAUCCAGGAGCCCCAGCCGGAUUCGCGCCUCCGCCGCGAGGACCAGCGCAAUACAAUGCCGUACCACCACCGCAAGGUAUGGGCGGGCCGGGCAUGGGCCGCGGCGCCGUACUCCCUCCCGCGCCGUCUGGUCUGCCGGCGCGGCCGCCACAGUCGCAAGGCGGCUACACGAACCCGGCCGACUUCCACCCGGGUGCCCCGGGUUUCCGCCCGCCAAGCGGACCUCCCGCACCGCAAGGCUUCGCUGCGCCCCCUCCCAACUUCCCCAUGCCUCCUCCGGGAGCUUCUGGGACACCGCCCGCGCCACCAGGCUUCAUGCCUCCUCCGGGCUUCAACCCCCCUGGAUUCCCCCGCCGAUGA